Fusarium proliferatum ET1 is the source of this 1041-nucleotide messenger RNA. RefSeq lists its product as uncharacterized. The coding region runs from base 1 to 1041 and encodes 346 amino acids. The transcript is spliced from 10 exons. Lineage: Eukaryota; Fungi; Ascomycota; Sordariomycetes; Hypocreales; Nectriaceae. Gene Ontology annotation, molecular function: methyltransferase activity. The record is from RefSeq and is a predicted model, not a curated record.
AUGUCUUCGCCAAAGUCUCCUGACAAGUCUCCUCGGUCUCCGCCUGAGGCUGUGGAGGCUGAGAACCCCGCGCAGCUGGCACGAGAUGGAUUCAUUCAACCUGAUACUGAUUCUGACUCUGCGUAUUCUUUGUCAACGGAUCUCAGUGAUACUGAGUCCCUGCGUUCGUCUAUUUUGAACUACAAGUGGGUUCAUGGUAGACGCUUCCAUGCAUAUGGCGAUGGAACCUACUGGGGAGCGAAUGACGAUCGUCAGCAAGAGGCCGAAGAUUUAAUUCACGAGUUGUUUCGUGCAGUCCUCGACGGUAAGCUGUAUGAAGCUCCGAUCGGCAAGAACCCACAGAAUGUACUUGAUGUUGGCUGCGGCACUGGUAUUUGGGCCAUUGAUAUGGCAGACCUGCACCCAUCAGCUGAAGUCAUCGGCGUUGAUCUCUCGCCGAUCCAACCAAACUUCAUCCCGCCCAACUGCAGAUUCGAAGUUGACGAUAUUAACAAAGAAUGGACGUUUCCCGAGAACCAUUUUGACUUUAUUCACAUUCGCUACAUGACAGGGACCGUCCCAGACUGGACAGAGCUCCUCAAAAAGGCCCAGAGACAUCUCAAACCAGGUGGCUGGAUCGAGCAUGUUGAACUCUGGGGAGACGCCAGGGCUGACGAUGACACCAUGAGCCCCGAAUCUCCGCUCAAAACUUGGGUCAAAAUCUUUAAUCAAGUAGCAGAGAAAGUCGGCAACCCCUUCUUCUGGAACCCCGCCGACGUUUUCGAAAAGGCAGGGUUGAAGAACAUCACCGAGAAGAAGGUCAAAGUGCCUAUCGGUACCUGGGCGAAAGACAAGGAUCUCAAACAGUGGGGUGCAUGGAACCGACAGUUCUUGCUACAGGGACUGGAAGGCUUCUCCAUCCGCAGCUUGACAGAGCUUUUAGGAUGGGAGUAUGAAAAAGCGCAGGUCUUCCUCGUGGAGAUGCGUAAAGAGCUACUGAACCCAAAGCUUCACUCAUACGUGUUGGUAACCACCGUAUACGGUCAAAAGCCCGAGGAAUAA